CUGAAGCGUUCAGCAUGGCUGGCCCCGGCGCCGCACCGCUGGAACUCUGGCCUGCCCAUGAACAUCGGGGUGCUCUUCGUGCCCCAGCAGGAGGCUUGGGUGGUGGAGAGGAUGGGCAAGUUCCACCGAAUCCUCGAGCCUGGUUUGAACUUCCUCAUCCCUCUGCUGGAUCGGAUUCGUUACGUGCAGAGCCUCAAAGAAAUCGUGAUUAAUGUCCCAGAGCAAUCAGCUGUCACCCUAGAUAACGUCACCCUGCAGAUCGAUGGUGUGCUCUACCUGCGGGUUAUAGACCCCUACAAGGCCAGCUACGGAGUGGAAGAUCCUGAGUAUGCAGUGACCCAGCUGGCCCAGACAACCAUGAGAUCCGAACUUGGCAAACUCUCCCUUGACAGAGUCUUCCGGGAACGGGAGUCCCUCAAUGCCAACAUUGUGGAUGCCAUCAACCAGGCCUCGGACUGCUGGGGCAUCCGCUGCCUGCGCUACGAGAUCAAGGACAUCCACGUGCCCCCACGUGUGAAGGAAUCAAUGCAGAUGCAGGUGGAGGCAGAGCGACGGAAGCGGGCGACAGUGCUGGAGUCGGAGGGGACACGGGAAUCGGCCAUCAACGUGGCUGAGGGGCAGAAGCAGGCCCAGAUCCUGGCAUCAGAAGCUGAGAAGGCUCAACAAAUCAACAAAGCUGCAGGAGAAGCCAGUGCCAUGCUGGUGAAGGCCAGGGCCAAGGCAGAGGCCAUUCAGCUCCUGGCAGCUGCUCUGGCACAGCAGCACGGCAGCGCUGCCGCCUCCCUCUCGGUGGCAGAGCAGUAUGUGAAUGCCUUUUCCAAGCUGGGCAAAGACUCCAACAACAAAGAGGCCAACACCCUCCUGCUGCCCGCCAACACCGGCGACAUCACCAAUAUGGUCGCUCAGGCCCUGGGGAUCUACUCUGCACUGACCAAGCCACAAGCUGUGAAGAGCCAGGAUGAGAUGCCCCCAACCCACGAAGACCCCCAGCCUCCCCCUGCAGAGGAGCUGAAGGCAGAGCAGGCCAGCUCCAGCUAG
Molecule: messenger RNA, 1038 nt
Organism: Chaetura pelagica (chimney swift)
Lineage: Eukaryota; Metazoa; Chordata; Aves; Apodiformes; Apodidae
Gene: STOML2
Product: stomatin (EPB72)-like 2
Exons: 9
Coding region: 58-1038 (326 amino acids)
Cellular component (GO): membrane
Source: RefSeq, a predicted model, not a curated record